Messenger RNA from Tremella mesenterica DSM 1558, 2007 nucleotides. RefSeq lists its product as uncharacterized. Lineage: Eukaryota; Fungi; Basidiomycota; Tremellomycetes; Tremellales; Tremellaceae. The transcript has 8 exons. The coding region runs from base 1 to 2007 and encodes 668 amino acids. Gene Ontology annotation, cellular component: CCR4-NOT core complex; P-body; nucleus. The record is from RefSeq and is a predicted model, not a curated record. Gene Ontology annotation, biological process: nuclear-transcribed mRNA poly(A) tail shortening; regulation of DNA-templated transcription.
AUGGCUUUAAGGAAGUUACAAGCGGAAAUUGACAAGACCCUCAAGGGUGUCUCUCAAGGUGUCGAGGCUUUUGAAUCAACAUUUGACAAGCUCAACCAUGCCACCAAUUCCGCCCAGAAGGACAAGCUGGAGAACGAUCUCAAGACGCAGAUCAAAAAGCUGCAACGGAUGAGAGAUCAGAUAAAGGCAUGGUUGGGAAGUUCUGAGAUUAAAGACAAGUCGGCCCUACUGGAUAACCGAAAGCUGAUAGAGACGCAAAUGGAACGGUUCAAAGCUCUCGAAAAGGAGAUGAAGAUGAAAGCUUUUUCGAAAGAAGGACUCAUCGCUCAAUCCAAACUCGACCCUGCGGAGAAGGCGAAGAGAGAUUUCAUCGAGUGGAUAGGAACAACCGUCGAUGAACUCUCACGACAGAUAGAAGCCACGGAGGCUGAGGUGGAAACUCUGCAAGCGACCAAAAAGAAGAAGUCUGGUGCCGACAGACUAGGGGAGUUAGAACAGCUUAACGAACGACGGCAAUGGCACAUUGGACGUUUGGAGGUGGUUCAGCGGAUGUUGGAGAAUGGACAAUUGACUGUAGAGCAAGUGGAACCAAUACAGGAGGAUGUUAAGUACUUUGUCGAGACUAACACGGAAGAAGAUUUCGAAUUCGACAAUGGUAUUUACGACGAGCUCAACCUGGUGGACGAAGAAGACUACUUACAAGACUUCAGUCAUCACGAUGAAAUGUCUAACCUCGAUUCCGCUUCCCUUCUCGAUCCAAGUGAUGCUCCUAAGACACCGGCGAAAGAGGAAAAGGACAAGAGAUCGGUCUCAGGUAGCAAACCCACCAGUCAAACGAUACCAGAGGAAGCUCCACCAAGUCCGAUAUUAACAAAACGGUCAGUAUCACGGAAGACCACACAAGAAUCGGCAAAAGCAGAGCCAGUCAAACUACCCCCUAAACCAGAGGUGCCGCCAGUACCUCCCAUACCGACAGCUGCCACAGCUCCUGCUCCUCGUGCCUCACUCCCUCCUAUUCGAUAUGCAGCAGCGGCCGCUGCCGCUGUGGCUCCUUCAAGCGCAUCAGCAUCCAUACCUAGCGUCCCUGCACCUGCGAACCCAUCCUCAGUAUCCAGCACCUCGACCGGACCUACACACGAGCCUGUCGCAAAGCUUCCCGAGCCUGCGGCUGUCCAACCGACGCAAAUACUGGAGCAGGAAAACGGUCCUGUUCCCACUACCGAGAGUCCAGCCGUCAGUUCCAUAGGCGUGCCCCCUACAGAGUCGCCAUCACUGACAAAUGGUUUACCACCACCUCCACCGGGACUCUCAACGUCUCUCUCACCGGUACCUCAACAACCGAACCCAUCACAUGUCGUUUCCUCAUCAUUCAAUGGACCCCAACCACCAAUCACUCCUGCGAUCUCUACUGCCUCAGGGGGCAACGUGUUUCCUCAACAAGCUCAGCAAGCCGGAUCAUCACGAACACCUUCAUCGUCGUAUGCCAGCGGUGCAAGUCCUUCUGCUCCUCAAGGCGUACUUGGCAAUCUGAUGCAGAGCUUUGACAUGGCAAAAGAGCUGUCACAACACCGUGCAAAUGACCUAAAUGAGCUUCACUCCGCAUUGGAUGCGAGCUUUGCGAAUGCUCCUCAUCCAUCAGAUGGAGAACCACCAAGAUAUUACCAUCCUCAAAAUCCCAUCCGGACACCGUCAUACUAUCCCCAAGCCCAGUUACCGAUAUUUGACGAUAAGACCCACGUCAGUCGGUUAGAUCAAGAUGUCUUGUUCUUUCUCUUCUAUUAUCAUCCUGGGACAUAUGAGCAAUGGUUGGCAGCUCAAGAACUCAAAUCCCAAUCAUGGCGAUUUCACAAACAAUAUCUCACUUGGUUCCAAAGAGCAUACAAUCCUCAAGCCAUCACAGAAGACUACGAGCAAGGUGGUUAUGUCUACUUUGACUGGGAGAACAGUUGGUGUCAGAGGAAGAAGAGUGAUUUCCGAUUCGAGUACCGAUGGUUGUCGGAUCAUUGA